Sphenostylis stenocarpa is the source of this 2649-nucleotide messenger RNA. The record is from the annotation of a GenBank genome assembly. Lineage: Eukaryota; Viridiplantae; Streptophyta; Magnoliopsida; Fabales; Fabaceae.
AUGUCUUCGAGCUCGAAUUCGAAGCACAAAAAGAAGCAAUCCAAGGCCCAGCUGCAGAACUCGCCAUUGUCGUCGAAUGCCACCACCACGCCUUCCAAGACGCAGCAGCAACAACCACAAGAGCUUGCCUCUUUAUGCGAAGAAGCUUCUCGAAAGUUCCCUUCUCUCAUCGCUAAAUCCGCCUUCGUGGCCGAAAUCACCCAUGUCGACGACACCGUUCCCCUUUUCAAGGGCUUCAGAAUUUGGCUCUCCGAACCUUCCAUGCUCUCCUCCUCUCUCUCACCCGGUUCCAUUGUCUCGGUGUCUAUUCCAUCUUCAGACGAUAAUAAAAGUUCACAAUUGCAUAGCUUUCCCCUAGUGUCAUUAGCUAAUGAAUGUGCCAAACGCCAUGGAUUGGAAAUUGGGAAGGCUGUUGAUGAUGAUGAUGAUGAUGCGGGAAACUACUUUGUGCUUGCAAUGGUGUUUCCUGCUAGUAAGGUUUUGAAGAAUGGAGUACGCUUGUCUUCAAACCUUUAUGAUACCAUGGGAUGUCCUCCUUUCGGCACAAGUGUGUUUGUUCAUGCAUUACAGAAACAACUCUUGCCUCCUCUUGCCAGUGGGAUCAAUCAACAGGAUUCUACGGAAAAUAAUUGUCUACCUAUUAAUAAUUGCAAGGAAUUGUAUCUUCAGUUGGUUCCUUCUGAAAAUGGGCUACCGUUGAAAUUUAAUAAUUUUCCCUCAUUGGACGUGUCUAAGGUGAAAUCUCAUGUCCAAUUUGAGAAUGACGUUGUUGCAUCUCCUGUGACACCUUCUUAUGGAUCAAAGUUCUCUAAUGCUAGUGGUUUAUCAUCUCCGCGAUUUAAUGAUCCAGCAUCUGGUGUGCCAAAUCAGAAUAGUCAAUCACUGAUUUCAUCUGAUGUUAGCUUAGCAUUAGGGGAUGAAAGUUCUAAACAAUUACUUCAGACAUGGGCAACUUCAUGGUUAUAUUCUCGAUCUUUACUUCUAGGGAAUCUUGUUAACAUCUCAACGUUUUCAGAGUGCUUUUUCCAAGUGAUAGGAGCUAAGAAGCAGCCAGGUACCAAAUCUGAUCAUUAUCCAUCAAGUGAAAGCAAUGAUUUAUAUCCUGAGGAUUCUGAUACAGCAGUUACUGUAAAUCAGGCUUUCACUGUUAAUUACGAAACAAAGGUAUUUUUAUCUCUGCCAUCAAAUGCGGCAUCUGAAGAGCCAUUUCAAAGGGAUAUAUCUUGUGUGAAACUAGAACACAAAGUUGCUAAUGCUAGCUUACGGGAUAAAAUCUCUAAAUUGGGUGGUUUAUCCAAAGAAUAUACACUUCUAAAGGACAUAAUUUCUUCGUCAGUGAAUGAUGCUUUAUCAAGUUUUGGUUUGAGGACUACAAGAGGUGUCCUUCUUCAUGGUCCACCUGGUACUGGAAAGACUUCCCUGGCUCAAUUAUGUACUCAUGAUGUUGGAGUCAAUUUUUUCCCAAUAAAUGGACCUGAAAUUGUGACCCAAUAUUAUGGGGAAAGUGAACAAGCAUUGCAUAAAGUUUUUGAUUCAGCUAUUGAAGCUGCACCUGCUGUGGUAUUCAUUGAUGAAUUAGAUGCAAUUGCCCCUGCAAGGAAAGAAGGAGGUGAAGAGCUAUCUCAAAGAUUGGUUGCCACUUUAUUGAAUAUGAUGGAUGGAAUUAGUAGAACUAAAGGGUUACUUGUAAUUGCUGCCACUAAUCGUCCUGACCAUAUUGAACCAGCUCUCAGACGACCUGGAAGAUUUGACAAGGAAAUUGAAAUUGGUGUGCCAUCCCCCAAACAACGUUCAGAUAUUUUGCUCACUCUUCUCAGUGAAAUGGAUCAUUGUCUCUCUGAGUUACAAAUUGAACACCUUGCCACAGUCACUCAUGGUUUUGUGGGUGCUGAUCUAGCUUCACUUUGCAAUGAGGCAGCCUUGAUUUGUCUACGACAUUAUGCUAGCUUUAAGAAGACUUAUGAUUCUUGUUCUGAUUAUGUAACAGAACAACACGUUCUGAUGACUGGUGCAACAAACUCAAUAGAUCAUUUGGGUGAGGCAACUUCAUCUGUUUCAGAUAUGUCGGCCACCAGUUGUGUAUUACCUUGCAUGAGGAGAAUGACUUAUGAAACUAUGGAAAUAAUUCCUGAUAGUGGUGAAGAGCAAAUUUUGAAAGUAAGCUUUGAAGAUUUUCAGAAGGCCAGGAUGAAAAUAAGACCUAGUGCCAUGAGAGAGGUAAUCCUUGAGGUUCCAAAGGUUAAUUGGGAAGAUGUUGGCGGUCAGAAGGAGGUCAAAGCCCAAUUGAUGGAAGCAGUUGAAUGGCCACAGAAGCACCAUGAUGCAUUCAAUCGAAUUGGAACUCGCCCUCCUAUGGGUGUACUGAUGUUCGGACCUCCAGGUUGUAGUAAAACCCUCAUGGCACGUGCUGUUGCUUCUGAAGCAGGGUUGAACUUUCUAGCAGUCAAGGGUCCUGAACUCUUCAGUAAAUGGGUUGGUGAAUCUGAGAAGGCUGUCAGAUCAUUAUUUGCAAAAGCAAGGGCAAAUGCCCCAUCAAUAGUAUUUUUUGAUGAAAUAGACAGUCUUGCUGUAACUCGAGGGAAGGAAAGUGAUGGUGUUUCAGUAUCAGAUAGGGUCAUGAGUCAGCUUCUUGUUGAGUUGGAUGGUUAG